CCUGUUUCAAAAUGCUGGUGUGACAGAUGACCUCUCGUAAGAGACCGUCCUACAAAAGGAAAGCGGCUGUUCUGGCUGGUCUGGAAGCCCUUAAUUCAUUCAAGGUACCAAAAAAGCAGAAUAAUUUAUCACUUCUUGAAAAUGUGGACUUGAAUUCUGUCGAUUUUACCGAAGAAAUCUAUUCACAAAUCAAUCAAAGUUUUCGUUUUCCUCAACUUUCAUCCUAUUUUGAUGUGAAAGAAGCAUGGUUUAUUCAUAAUAAAACAUUAGAAGAUAUAUUUUCGCAAGCUCGUAAACGAUUUCAAAAAACUCCUUUGAACAAUAAUAUUUCCGGUGUAGAAUCAAGUUUAUGCACUGGUUUCUUAGUUGUUAAUAAUUGGAAUGAUGUUGAGAAAAUUGCCAGUGAUGGUCUCCUACCUGGCAAUGAUCCAGAUACUUGGCUUGGUCAACAAAAAUUAGGUAAGUGUGUGUGUGUGUGUUCA
Molecule: messenger RNA, 482 nt
Organism: Schistosoma turkestanicum
Lineage: Eukaryota; Metazoa; Platyhelminthes; Trematoda; Strigeidida; Schistosomatidae
Source: the annotation of a GenBank genome assembly